This is a messenger RNA of Octodon degus (degu), 1533 nucleotides long. RefSeq names its product lactamase beta (gene Lactb). The transcript is spliced from 5 exons. The record is from RefSeq and is a predicted model, not a curated record. Lineage: Eukaryota; Metazoa; Chordata; Mammalia; Rodentia; Octodontidae. The coding region runs from base 142 to 1323 and encodes 393 amino acids.
CCUUCUCCUUUUCCCUCUUAGGAUGAGGUGGGCGCACCCGGCAUAGUGGUUGGAGUUUCUGUAGAUGGAAGAGAAGUCUGGUCGGAAGGCCUAGGUUAUGCAGAUAUUGAGAACCGUGUGCCCUGUAAGCCAGAGACCGUCAUGAGAAUCGCCAGCAUCAGCAAGAGCCUCACCAUGGUCGCUCUCGCCAAACUGUGGGAAGCGGGGAAGCUGGAUCUUGAUAUUCCAGUACAGCACUAUGUUCCCGAGUUCCCAGAAAAAGAGUAUGAAGGUGAAAAGGUUUCUGUUACAACAAGAUUACUAAUUUCCCAUUUAAGUGGAAUUCGUCAUUAUGAAAAGGACAUGAAAAAGGUGAAAGAAGAAAAGGCUUACAAAGCCUUGAUCAUGACGAGAGGGACACUGGCACCUGACCAGGAAAAAGAAUUCAGAGAAAAAGGAAGCAGAAGUAAUGAAAAGGAUGACUUGGCCAAAGCUAAGACAGAACCAGACCAUGAAGCCAAAUGCCGGAAUUUGAAACUGGGCAAGAAAAAGAAUGAUUUUGAACAAGGCGAAUUGUAUUUGAAAGAAAAGUUUGAAAAUUCAAUUGAAUCCUUAAGAUUAUUUAAAAAUGAUCCAUUGUUCUUUAAGCCUGGUAGUCAGUUCUUGUACUCAACAUUUGGCUAUACCCUCCUGGCAGCCAUAGUAGAGAGAGCGUCGGGAUAUAAGUAUCUGGACUACAUGCAGAAAAUAUUCCAUGACCUGGAUAUGCUGACGACUGUCCAGGAAGAGAACGAGCCCGUGAUUUACAACCGAGCAAGAUUUUAUGUUUAUAAUAAAAAGAAACGCCUUGCCAACACGCCUUAUGUGGAUAACUCCUACAAAUGGGCUGGUGGUGGAUUUCUGUCUACCGUGGGUGACCUUCUGAAAUUUGGGAACUCAGUGCUAUACAGUUACCAGGUCGGGCUGUUUAAGGGCUCACAUGAGAAUCUGUUACCUGGAUACCUCAAACCGGAGACAAUGGCGAUGGUGUGGACACCCGUCCCCAACACAGAGAUGUCUUGGGAUAAAGAUGGCAAAUACGCAAUGGCCUGGGGUGUGGUGGAGAAGAAGCAGACACAUGGUUCUUGUAGGAAGCAGCGGCACUAUGCGUCCCACACUGGAGGUGCGGUGGGCGCCAGUAGUGUCCUGCUGGUCCUGCCUGAAGAACUGGACGCAGAGACCAUAAAGAACAAGCUUCCCCCAAGAGGAAUAAUUGUUUCUAUCAUCUGUAACAUGCAGUCUGUGGGCCUCAAUGGCACCGCUUUAAAGAUUGCCCUGGAAUUCGAUAAAGACAGGUCGGACUGAAACCUUAACCUCACAGGUGCAAAAGAAACAUUUUGAAAUAUUAAACUUCCAAAAUACAUGAGCUUUUUAAGAAUAAAUUUGUAAUAAUGAAUGCAGAAAACUAUGUACCUCUAAUUGCUUAAUUUUGUAAUUGUCUUUUAUUGUAGGAUUAGUUCUUUAUACUCAGGGAAGUCACUAUUAUUUCUACUUCUGGAAAAAGUGUUAACUCUU